Messenger RNA from Diuraphis noxia (Russian wheat aphid), 1852 nucleotides. RefSeq lists its product as uncharacterized. Gene Ontology annotation, molecular function: nucleic acid binding. The record is from RefSeq and is a predicted model, not a curated record. Lineage: Eukaryota; Metazoa; Arthropoda; Insecta; Hemiptera; Aphididae.
CAUUUUGAUUUGUUACUAAACUUGUGACGGGUUGGCUCCAAACGUUUAGACCACUAGUGGAAUCCAACCAAUAGUGAGAUCGUUUGCCACAGACUACAGUCUGUGUCUCCGAAAAAUUGGAUGAUUUUCCUGAAUUAGUGAAUUAUUGUUGGUAGCUCUACCAUCGUUAUAGGUCGUACGAAAACCGAGUACACGGACAAUGCGAAUAUAAGGUAUGUCAAAUGCACUUUUGUUUUCGGAACCUGGCUUGGCUGGCUUGCUACAGUGCCGCCUUCGCGUAAAUCAAGCAAGAACAAUCCGCMAUUAUUAUUUCGAAUGGCGCCAGUCUCUUGCGUCUCGACCAUUAUUCAAUUGUUGUAGUUCCGAUCCGUGCCGUUCUGCGUAGAAUGUAGGUACUGUGUGGUACUGUGCUACGGUCUGUUGCGACACUGAAGAACCGUGCUCCUGUCACGAAUUAAGAUAUUUUAACUCGUGGGUGCUGUACGACCGCAUCUGUGGAUUCAAGUCGAAGGUACAUCUCCCGUGUUCGGUGGUUACAAUUUUUGACUUCUUAAACAGAAAAUAUCAACAGGUAUACUAAACGAUUACUGUUUAUAAUGAGUUUCGACACAUCAUGGGAUGUUGAUGAACAUAGAACUCUCCAUGACACUAUAGAGUCUUGGCAACUUAGACAAGCAUUUUUGAUUGCCAAUAAAUAUAAAUACCCUAAAGAUCGAUUAGUGACUUUGGCUCAUAUUUAUAUGAAUAUUGAAUUUUACGAAUGCACGUAUCCAAAGCCAACCAUGGAUCUUAUUGAUAAUCUGUCCAGAGGUUUUACUAGUGAUUUGAGAAGAUUACUUAACUUAAGGCCACGAAAAAUCAUAGAGACAGAUUUCUAUACUAAUGGGGCUAAUAAUGAUUAUGCUCAAACUGGCACUACAUCAAAAAUGGGUUAUUCAACACCAUUUGAAUUUAACUGCAUAUUACCAGGUUUUAUAUUGAGAAGUAGUGGUGGAACUCCCGCUGAAAUUCUUGAACAGUCAUGUUGUUUUAAUGGAAUAGGAAGACCAGAAAUAAUAAAUGGACAAUUUCGAAAUAUUCUUAUAGCACAAUUGUAUAUACAAAAAAAAUUGAUAGCAAUUGCUUUUCAUCAAAAUUCAAAGAAAUUAGCAAAUAAGGAAGUUUCACGAAUUGCAUAUGAUAUUUUGAAAGAAAUGUGCUUUACCAUUAAGGUGAAAGAAGUUGAUGAGCAAUUACAAAUUUCAUGGUCAGAUAUUGUGAAUGAUUCAAAACUUAAUACUUUUAACUAUAAAUCGGAUUAUAAUAAAGAAUUAGACAACAAUGUUGGUUCUAUGAUUUUGAAAAACAUGGGUUGGAAAGUAGGUGAUGGCUUAGGGAAGAAUAACCAAGGAAUCACAACACCAAUAAAAGUUAUUCAUCAUAAAAAAAGAGUUGGGCUGGGUGUUGUAACUUGUGAAACUAAUAGGGAAAACUUGGAGGACUUUAAGACACAUGCUAAGAAAUACGUGAUGAGGUUUUUAAACGGUCCAAAAAAAAGGCUUACGUUUUCACCUGAGCUUACAAAGGAUGAGCGUGAAAUUAUUCAUUUGAUUUGUUCAAAGCUUAACUUAAAGACCAAAAGUCAUGGAAUACAAGGAAGAAGGCAACUUGUGGUAGUCAAAAAACAAUCUCCAGAGGAAAUUUUUUCUGAACUCAGAAUUUGCAGCAACUUUGAAAAUGAUGAUUACAUAUUAAUUCCACCGCGGCAUGAAACCAAUAAUUAACARCGCAGUAUUGAAUUAUAAACAUGUUUUUUUCGGCUAGAAUUUAAUUAAUACAAUACUGCAGUUGGUGAUUUUUUAUUUUAUAAAAA